Molecule: messenger RNA, 409 nt
Organism: Penicillium samsonianum
Lineage: Eukaryota; Fungi; Ascomycota; Eurotiomycetes; Eurotiales; Aspergillaceae
Exons: 3
Coding region: 1-294 (97 amino acids)
Source: RefSeq, a predicted model, not a curated record
AUGCAUCUGGCGGACGGAAGUUCCUUUUCCUCAAUGUUCCGCCUACAGAUCGGAGUCCUAUUAUCAUCAAAGAGGGGCCAGAAGCCUCAAAACACAUGCUACGUGGGUCGAGUCAGACUGACACUACGAUGGUUCUUUACGAUACCUUGGUCCUUUAUGCCGAAGAUCUGGAUGAUCCUCAGACAUAAGGAUUUCCGAAUGCCAUUUGUUUCAAUGAGAAUGGAACCUCCUGUAUUUGGUGGAGUCAUUAUCACCCCGGGCAGAACUACCAUAAACUACAGGCAGCGGAUAUGAUCCAGUACUUGCAUCCUCUCGGUACUUGGUAGACUGAUCGACGCGGAUCGGGAUGGAUAGAGGUGGAUUAGAAGGAGGUAUCAAAAAGCAGAUCAUAGAAUAAAUAGCAUUGUGA